This is a messenger RNA of Diversispora eburnea, 375 nucleotides long. NCBI's taxonomy places the organism in Eukaryota, Fungi, Glomeromycota, Glomeromycetes, Diversisporales, Diversisporaceae. The record is from the annotation of a GenBank genome assembly.
AUGACUACAUCCAUCACAUCAUCUUAUGAAGUCGUUACUAAUAACCAACCCUACCCAGCCGCCGAUAAGCUAAUUGAAAAGUUAAAUGAAAUCCAAUCAUUUCUCCAAGAAGAAGUUGACGAUUUAAGUGUUGGAUCAUCCAAACAACAACAAAUUCCUUCACAUCCCGAUCAUAUUGUUAAUGGUAUUAAUGGUAUUGAUGAAAUUUUUGCUAUUAAUGGAACAACUGAAGAACAAGAAAAACAAUUACGCGAUAAAGAAGAAGAAUUACAAGAACUUUAUGAAACCAUUGCGGAAUUGGAAGAACUUGAAGAAGAAUUGGGUGAUGAGGAUAUUUACAUUAUAAAAUCUCAAGCAGAUAAUAAAGCAAAGUAA